AUAGUACUGAAAAACAUGGACCAAAAAUAUUCAAAACGAUUUUACUUACAAUGAAAGAAAUGAUUAUGAUAAAUCCACAAUUUAAUUGGACAACUGGUGAUGAUGGUCGAUUUUCUACCUGGGAUAAACUAGUCACAUAUACAUAUUGUCCUUAUCAUGAUAUUCGAUUAUUAGCAGUCGAUAUCAUUUACGAUAUCUUUAAUUCGGAUAAUUUUACCAUACAUAUGAAAAAGUCAUUUUUUACUGACAUUGAUAAAAAUAUAAAGAAAGUAUUAAAAGUAAACGAUAGUGAAACUGAUGAAUACAGUAUGGAAGAUGAAAGAAAUUUUCGAGUUGGUUCUAUUUUAUAUACGUACACGUUAAUCGCUUGUAGUGAUUCGAGAAUUCUUCCAGAUUGUUUAUUUUCAAUAAUUAAUUAUGCCGCCAAACUUAGUACAGCUAAAGUUCAACCCUCCAUAAAGUAUAUAUUGGACAAUAAAAAGGAGGAAAAUUUAAAAAAUUUCUUUGCAUCACAUUUAGAAUAUUUGAUAACGAAAUGGUGUAGCGGUAAACAUGGUUUGGAUAAAUUUCCAUAUAAAAUAUUAGGAUAUAAUACAGAUUUAGAUUUUUUCUCGGAAAAUCUUCCUUUAACUGUACCAUUAUUUUUGAAGAAAAAUUCUGUUGAUAUACUAACAGAGAUAUGCCAAUUAAAACCAGUUCUACAAUUUAUUCUCAGAGAUAUUAUACAUACUGCUAUAAAUAUUAUUACAAAUUCGAAUCAAAGUGAUCAAUUACGUAUGGCUACUUGUAAAUAUUUCAUAAAAUUUUGUGAAACCUGUAUUCAAACUGAUGAAGAUAUCUUCAAAAAACACUGCCAUUUUAUCAUCAAUUCAAUAUCACCAUUAACGAAAAAUCAAACAGCAAUAAAUUUACAUCAAAAUCUUUUUGAUUUAUUGAAAAUAUUAAUUGUUGACAAUAAAGAAACGAUCACGGAAUCAAUCUCACAAUUAGAACCGUUUUCCGAUGAAGAUGAUAAGUUUCGUAUGUUAAAUGAAAUUUAUGAUGCGGUACGAUAUAAUAAUACAAAUAACCAACAGAAUUUGGAAAAUGAAAUAAACAUAUUUUUGAAAAUACAAAAUUUUGAGAAUGUAUCACGUUUAGAGAGUUUAAAACGUUUACAUAAAUUAUUGGAACGACAAAAGGAUGAUUUGUUUCGAAUAUAUAAUCAAUUGAAAAUUCAGCAAGGAUCAUUUGAAAUGUGUCGUAAUAGUAUUUUACAUAAUUUAAUUAUUUCGUUGAUUGAAUUAUCGUAUUCGUCUGAUGAGGAGGUGAAAUUAAUGGCAGCCAAAUGUUUAGGAGAAUUAGGUCCUUCAAAUCUUCGUACACUUAUUUUAAAAGUAGAUUUUACACAAUUGGUUAAUUCACUAGAUAUUGAUAUUUCGUUAGUAACAGCUGGUGUUGUUAUCCAAUUAUUAUCAAACUAUAUUGUGGACAAAGAUUGGGAUAUUCGUGAAAUGGCUAGUGAGGCGUUAUAUGCUAUUUUGUCUAGUCCAGAAGGAUAUUGUAUUAUUUAUAAUAAACCAGAGAAUUUUGAAGAUAUUAUCGGUCCAAUCAAUUCACAACACAUUUAUCCAUUUAUAACGUCAGAUAUGAAAUAUGAAAUUAGCGAAGAAUUCUUAUUUUGUGUUUCAAAUGAAUUUUUCAAUAACUUACAAGAUUCAGAUUUAUGGCUUCCACUGUAUAAAACACAAGAAGGGCAUGAAUCAUGGUUAAAAACAUUAAUAAAUAAUAUCUUAAAAUUAAUCCAUCGACCGCGUUAUAUUCAAACUAUUAUUCAGCUUUGUGAGAAAAAGUUUAACAAUUAUCGUGUUCAUCAUAAAUCGCUUAAAGUUAUGUUGGAUGUUGUCAAUUUGAAUAAACUACGAUCGCAUCGAAAUCAUACGACUGAUGAUAAAAACUUCUUAGAUAUAAAUUAUUUACACAUUGCAAAGGCUGCAUACGAUUGUUCAUCCUACUUUACUGCCGUAUUUUAUGCAGAACUUUGGUGUCGUCAAAAAAUACAAAGUUCGCAACAAUACAGAAAGGAUACAAGACGAUUAAAUAUCAUUGAAUAUAUAUGCCAACAACAUCCCGAUGAAGGUGAAAUAAUGCAAAAAAUUCUACGGCAAUCCUACACGAAUAUCGAUGAUCCCGAUGCCGUUCACGGCUGUGGAAUGUCUCAUUUAUACAAUAUGGAAGAUCGCGUUGAACAUUAUUCAAAAAUGGGUCGUUGGGAUCAAUCGGUUUUAUACAAUGAUUUUAUGUUGUCUACGACGAGAAUUUCAAAUCCUUUACUUGAGAAUGCAUAUCGAUUAUCGUUAAAACACGCUGGAUUAUAUAAUACAGCAAAUAUUUAUACGAAAACAACCGAUUAUGAAUGUUUAUGGCGUAUGCAAAAUUGGACAUUGAAUAAGGUUACCAAAGAUGAUGAUGAAAGUUUUGAAAGGAAUCAUUACUUUGCGUUGAAAAAUAUUUAUGAUCAAGAGCCAAACUACGAACAUUUAAAAGUGACACGAAAAUUAAUUUUAAAAUCGUUACAAUAUAAUUUAGAAACGACGAAAAAUUUAUACAAUGCUUUGUCGCGAUUACAAUUAUUACAAGAAAUUGAGGAUUUUAGUAAGGAUUAUUCGUUUAAAAAUUUCAAUGAAAUUAUUUUCAAAUGGCAUAAACAAUCGCAAAUGGAAUCAAAGGAUUUUCAUUAUUUGGAACCGAUUUAUAAUCAACGUAUUACUUUAUUAGAAAUUGCAUUUAAUAAAACCAAAGAAACAACUAUUCAAAAUCAUUUAAUUAAUUUUCAAAUUAAUUUAGCUGAAACAGCACGUAAACAGAAAUGGUUUCAAGUUGCACGAAUGGCUUUAUUAAAACUAAAACAUGUAAAUAAUAUUGAAAAUAUACAAAAAUGUAAAAUACAAUUAGAAGAGGCACAACUUGAAUGGAAUUUAAAUUUAGAUAGAAAUAUUGGACGUAGUUUGUUACGAAAUUUAUUAUCGUCUGAUUUUGGUGGUGAUAAGUUGUUACGUUCCAAAGCAUAUCGCUUAUAUGGUACAUGGAUGAUGGAAACGCAAGCUGAAAAUCCGAACGUUUAUUUUGAAGAGGCAUUAAAUACUUUGGAUCGUUUUAAUUUACAUGGAGAGGAAGAAAAUGAAAAUCGUUAUUCUUCAUAUGCUGCACUUGCAAAGUUUUCUGAUAAUGAACAUCAAGAAGUCAAAAAAUAUUUAAAUUCACAAGCUUAUGAAAUUAAGCAGUCAUGUAUUUUAAAAGCAAAAGAAUUAUGCGCGAAUUUUGAAGCUAAAUAUAAUAAAGAUGUGAAGGCGGCUUCAGAAGAUGAAAGAAGAAUGUAUUUCACAAAUAAAAGGAACUGUGCUCUGGAUGAGGCAGACAUAGAAAAUUAUCAAGAAAUGUUUAAUAAAAAUUUGUUAAUGGCUGCUAAAUAUUACUUAUUGUGCCUGAUUAAAUGUGAAAAUUAUAAUUUAUCAAUUUUCCGUUUAUUUUCAUUAUGGUUAGAAAAUCGAAAUCAUGAUGAAUUAAAUGAUUUAAUAGGAGAACAAUUACAAUUAAUUCCUACAUUUAAAUUUUUACAAGUUUUGCCACAAAUAGCACCACAUAUUACGAAUUCGCCUGCAGACGGAUUUGCUGAGCAAGUUAACGAUAUUAUUGAAAAAUGUGCUAUUGAUCAUCCGCAUCAUGUUUUGCCAAUAAUUUUUGCUUUAGCAAAUGCCGCAAAAGAUAAUGAAUUCUUGCAAGAUAAUAAUAACAAGAAAUCAACAUCCGCAAGUUCUACAAACACUUCAUCAUCACAUCCACGAGUUUUACAAGCUCAGAUUAUUAUAAAAAAAUUAUCGAGAAAUUCUAAAAUAAAAAAAAUUGUAAUAAGUAUGGAUGCAGUUUCUGAUGCUUUAAUAAAACUAGCAUAUCUUGAUGAAAAGCGUCAAAUUUCUCCGAAUACUAAACAAAAAAUUCCAUCAAAUCAUCCAAUUUUAAAAUUACAAAAUUUGGAUCAUGUUCAGUUUCAUACGUUAGAUCUUCCUGUGAAACCGUCAACAAAUUAUGAGGAUAUAGUUGGAAUUUACAAAUGGCAAAAUGAAUGGUCAACACCAGGAGGAAUAAAUAAACCUAAAAAAGUUAUUUGUAUUGGAUCAGAUGGUGUAGCCAGAAAUCAAAUGGUUAAAGGCAAAGAUGAUUUACGACAAGAUGCUGUUAUGCAACAAGUUUUUAGUAUUUUAAAUACACUCUUAACUUCAAACGACUUACGACAUCUUACAAUACGAACUUACAAAGUUGUUCCUUUAUCCCGUAAAAGCGGUAUUUUACAAUGGUGUGAUAAUACUUUACCAUUGUCAAGCUAUUUAAUUGGUGGUCAAGGAGUGAAAGGAGCACAUGCAAAAUAUCAUCCAGAAGAUUAUACAUAUUUACAAUGUGUAGAAAAGUAUAAGGCUGUUUCGUCCAAGGAUAAUGAACGAAAAUUGCAUGAAUUUAACAAUAUAUGUGCACAUUUUCAACCAGCAUUGCAUUAUUUCUUUUUCGAAAAGUUUGGUAGCUCAGCUGCUUUUUGGUGGGAAAGACGAAGAGCAUACACGUUAAGUGUAGCUGCCACCAGUAUGAUUGGUUAUAUCUUAGGAUUAGGCGAUCGUCAUUUAAGUAAUAUUCUCAUUGAUACCUCAACAGCAGAAGUAAUUCAUAUUGAUUUUGGUAUUGCAUUCGAUCAAGGAAAAGUUCUUCCAACACCUGAAACAAUACCGUUUCGCCUUUCACGUGAUAUUGAAGAUGGUAUGGGUAUAUCUGGAGUUGAAGGUGUUUUUCGAAGAUCUUGUGAGAAAACAAUGUCAGUAUUGCGACAAAACUCUGAAAUCAUCAUAACAAUAUUAGAAGUUUUACUGUAUGAUCCAUUAUAUCUGUGGAACAUAUCAGUUUCAACGGCUAUGAAAAUCCAAGCUAGAGGAGUUCGACAAAAUUUUAAUGCUACAACUCAAGUUGUUGAAGUAAAUAAAAUGGCUGAACGUGCUUUGUUAAGGUUAACCCAAAAAUUGCAAGGAAUAGAAAAUAGUCGAAUAAUGAGUGUGGAAGGACAAGUUGAGCAAUUAAUUCAAGAAGCUCGAAAUCCUGUUAAUUUAAGUCGAAUAUUUGUUGGAUGGAGUCCGUUUGCAUAAAAUUGUUAUUCGUUUAAUUUGUAAUUCCUAAAAUAAUUUUGUGUUGGUGAGAUAAAAACUGUGAUGUAAUUAAUGCCUUAAGAGUCGAUAAAAGUUCUUAUCGCAAAUUCAUUUAAUUAAGACUAAUUUUAAAAUACUGAUGUUACUGUUUAAUAACCUCAUAGCAGACUAAUUAUUUUUCUACGUCUAUUUUUCUACGUCUAUUUUUCUCUUAAUUUAAUUUUAAGGUAGUAUGUCCACUCUUUCCAAUAAAUCUGGCAAGAACCGUGUUUUUAUUUCCAAAAAUAUUCGCCAUAAAUUAGUUGUAUCAAUAAGUUGUUUUUGAAGAAGACGGUCAAGAAAUUUUAAAUUUAAGAACUCUCAAGAGGAUGAAAAGUUUA
Messenger RNA from Chrysoperla carnea, 5545 nucleotides. It is a transcript of the gene tefu, whose product is annotated as serine-protein kinase ATM. Lineage: Eukaryota; Metazoa; Arthropoda; Insecta; Neuroptera; Chrysopidae. The record is from RefSeq and is a predicted model, not a curated record. Gene Ontology annotation, biological process: carbon utilization; DNA repair. Gene Ontology annotation, molecular function: carbonate dehydratase activity; zinc ion binding; protein binding. The transcript has 19 exons. The coding region runs from base 51 to 5165 and encodes 1704 amino acids.